AGUACAAAGUACCAACAUUAUAAGUCUAAAGUUGUGAUUGUGAAUGAUAAUCAAAAUAAAAACAAAAAAUACAGAGAAAUUCAGUCUGUUCUGUUAUUACAAAACCGAAGUGGUCGGCGUAAUUAACAGGUUCUUUGCGUUCUUUCCGAGUGAGUCACUUCUUAUCUCUUCUAUUGUUUUUCGGGUAGUGUGAAUUAACUUUUUUUUCUCACAACAUAUUCAUUUCUUGUGUGUAGUUUUAUUAACAGAAAAAGAAAAAUGUCGCUGUACCCGAGUUUAGAAGACAUGAAAAUGGACCAAAUGGCCAAUGCCCAAUACAGCCAAAUUCAAAGGAGUAUUGCCGCCCCACAAGCCACUGCUCCCGGUGCUCCACCACCUUACACAUAUCCUGGAUUUGAUUCCAUGCCUGUCCCUGCAUUGGGGGCCGACAAACAACUUUACCCCUCAUUAGGGGAAUUUAUGGGGCUAGAAUUAAGUGAAGCUGUCAUUGCAGAGAACAUGCCAGAGUAUUCCCAGGUGGUUCUCUAUCAACAGAGCGUUGUUCCCCAAACUACAUCAACUGGCCUAAUAGCUCCCAUUUCUGGACAAUCAGUCGGCCUUCAAAGAGCUCAGGUCACUCACGGUGUUCGCCAAUUGAUACUCUGCAAAGAUAAAGAUAACAAAGUGGGAGUUCGCGUCAAAUCCAUCAACAAAGGUGUAUUCGUCUGUGUCGUUGUAGAGAACUCGCCAGCCGCCAUGGCAGGGUUGCGAUUUGGAGAUCAAAUCUUGCAAAUUAACGAUGAAAACGUCGCUGGAUAUACGAUGGAAAAGGUCCACGCUAUGUUCAAGAAGAGCCCCGUGAACGGUAUCAACGUAGUUGUCAGAGACAGGCCCUUCGAAAGAACUAUCACUUUACACAAAGACAGCGUGGGUUGUAUAGGAUUCCAAUACAAGAACGGUAAAAUUAUCACAAUUGUUAAGGACUCUUCGGCCGCUAGGAACGGUGUUCUGAUCGAACAUCAGCUAUUGGAAGUGGAUGGACAAAAUGUUGUAGGACUGAAAGACAAGGAAAUUACUAACAUCAUUCAGAAAGCUGGACCCGUCGUUACUAUCACCGUUAUUCCGAGUUUCUUAUACGACCAUAUGAUCAAAUCAAUGAAGGGUUCACUACUGAAGGAUUUGAUGGACCACUCAAUACCCACAUUGUAAUUAUUUCCAUCCAUUUCGAUAUAUAAGCACCAUAUGGCAAUCUUAAUAUCUAGAAUAGUAUAUAUUUGUAUUUCCUUAUAUUAUUAUGUUCAUAGAUCUAUUUUUUAUUGUUUAUAUUUUAAUCCGACAUGCAUUUAUUAUGAUAUAUUCCAGCGAUACUUAAAAAGUUACACACAUAUUUGAUCAAAUUUGUGUGAGACGGAAGUAAAAAAAAUAAAUUGGAACUUACUAUGUCAAAUUUAGUUAAACUUUCUUUUGAAAACUAUCUGCACAAUUUCGCUACAGCUUUUGUUUUUUACUGUAGUCUGUAUUACAUGAUAUUCAUAGCCCAUUCUCGACUGAAAGCACAUAAAUCUGUGCACAAUGGACAUAUCUGUAGGUUCUAUUGGCUCUAAUAUAUUACUAAUAAAACAAACUCAUACAUUGCUUGCUUGUUUGAUUAAAAUUAACUUUUAAGAAAUGCACUAACAAAAAUUUAAUUUUUGAGAAUUCUGCUGAGCUUUAUAAGUUUGAUGUUUUAUUUACUAAUUGUGCUUUUACAAACAUUAUUUGAAACAUUGUGCUUACAAUACAUUUGAAAAGCUUAAUUUUUUGUAUAAUAUAGCGUUCCUUAAUACAACAUAAACAGAAUAUUGUUAACGUCAUUUAAUUCUGAAAUUAUAAUCCGGCUCAAAGGACCAAAAAAAAUCGAAUGAUUUUCUUUUUCCAUGUAGAUUAUAUAUAACAAAAUUAGGUAAAGAACAUGUCUCAACAUUGUAUCAAGAUUGUGAUGUCUUAAAAUUUCAAGAUUUUCAUAAAUCACAUUUUAAAUUAUGAAGUUUUAAAAAUAUCUGAAAUAUAUGUUUUUAUGUGGCUAAUAAUUAGUCUGUAAUAUGUAUUGAUCAGUAAGAAUCUACACUUUACUUUCUUCAUUUUUUUUAACAAUGAUUUUGAUAUACCCUAUUCCACGAAUAUACGACUGUUUUGGAUGAUCGCGACAACGAUUAUUUAACUUUUCGAAAUAUGAAGAACGAAAGUACAUUGCAAAUUACAUUGUUGUUUAUUAGAAUAAUUAGUAGAGCAAUUUACAUUCGUACUUCUUAUGUUGCACACUAAAAUAUUCUUUGUCGCGAUAACCCAAAACAGUCGUUUAUUCGUGGAAUAGACUAUGCAUGAUUAUCUUAUUCCAUAGUAAAAUUAUGUGAAAAUUAAUUUUUUAAUUUUAUAUUUCUCCUUUUGUUAUAAUAGUGCGAACGAUAGGUUAUUUAGUUGAUCCAUGCUUUGUUUUUAAACCAAGAGGAGUAAACUAAAAAGACAGAUUCACACCCAAGAAAGUCACCAGAAAAAUCACCAAAUACAUCUUUUUUGUUGAUCUUAUCGGCCUUCGACGGUAAUCCAUAAAUAUAUUAUACUAAUACGCCGCUAAAAAGUUCUAAAAACAACAACUGUGUUUUAUAUAAAAGCAGACUAAAAUUCUAAAAAUUAAAGGAAUAACGCAGAAAACAAAAAAAUCGCUGAUAUAACUUAAUUAACUUAUAAAAUACUGUCAAAAUUUCGUAAAUGUCAUUAGUGUCAAAAUUGCAUAACAGUGGAGUAAACUUGCCUGAGGUUGGACCAUUUGCAAACAAGUAUUACGGCGCGGUAAAUUUAAAUUACUCCUCCUGUUUUAAACACAGACUAUAGACCUUGAUUGCAUAAUUUUUAAAAAUUGUGAAUAAUCUCAGUUAUGACAAAAAAUGUCGUUUCCUUUUAUUUGAAUGUAUAUUCCCGUCUUCAUUGGUCUAGAACUCAUAUACUAUUAUAAUAAACUCACCAUUUUUUGUAGUUAUCAAUGUUAAACUGCCUCAUAUAGACACAUAUAGUUUAUUUUUCUCGCUGUAUUAUAAUAGAGUUAUAUAGUUACGUUUAAAAUAUUUAGCUUUUUGUAUUCCUUAAAGUAGAAUAUGUUAUAUGAAUAUUGGACCUAACGUUAAAACAAUAUUUAUGCACACCAAAGAAUCUUGGUUUUGUGAUUUAUCUGUGCCAGAUAAUAACGUUUAGAUUUUAAUAAAUAUUUUAGACUUAAAA
Molecule: messenger RNA, 3234 nt
Organism: Diabrotica virgifera virgifera (western corn rootworm)
Lineage: Eukaryota; Metazoa; Arthropoda; Insecta; Coleoptera; Chrysomelidae
Product: syntenin-1-like
Exons: 5
Coding region: 259-1188 (309 amino acids)
Cellular component (GO): cytoplasm; plasma membrane
Molecular function (GO): protein binding
Source: RefSeq, a predicted model, not a curated record